GUUUUUGACAGAUUUUUUGUGUAUGUUGAAAACAAAAGUCCUGUCUGGCUCUUUCAAACAACAUAAUACACAAAACAAAAAUAUAAAAAAUGAGAAAGCCCAUUUAUUCAUUAACGCGAAAACUCGCACGCAUGUCAUGGAACAAAUACAACCUGUACAACAUUGCCAACAAGCGAUUGCAAGAUACGACGAAACUGACACUUUUCCAACAAAAAUGGAUCGGCAAGCGAGAAACACGAGCUUACCACGGUGACGAAGUGACCGAACGUCAAUUCAAAGCCAAGUUCUUCAACCCCAAACUGCCAACUGUCAACAAUGGAUCGGCACAAGAGCAACCACAUCCUGCUGUUUCGGUUCUCACGUUUGCUGAAUUGGAACGACGACUUGAUUUCAUUGUUUUCCGCUCCAACUUUUGUCCCUCUGUUUACGCUGCUCGUCAACUGUGUGUCCAUGGCAAGGUCAAGGUUAAUGGCAAGAAGCUCGCAUUCCCUUCUCACAAAGUCAAGGACGGUGAUGUGAUCUCGGUAGACCCGCAGGCUAUCCAGAUGCUCAAGGGCGAAAAGGGCACAGAGCUCGAGUUUGAGCCCAAGCCAUUCUCACAACCCUUCUUGUUCGUGCCUGAAUACCUUGAAGUCAACUACAAUACGUGCUCUACCGUGUUUUUGCGAUCGCCCAUCUCCAGACCUGGCCGUACCGAAAUCCCAUCCCCCUUCCCUCCCGAGUUCCAUUCGCUUGCUUAUGAGUACUAUGCUCGAGGCAAGUAAAUAAUCAAAGGAACAAAAAAAGUACAUAUCAUACACACACACACGCACACACUUUCUUGUUAUAUAUAGACUUGUUCCGCCAUUUCCCUUUGCUUCCAACAAAAUUCAUCGAAAUAAAGUUGUCU
Zychaea mexicana is the source of this 889-nucleotide messenger RNA. RefSeq lists its product as uncharacterized. Bases 90 to 764 code for a protein of 224 amino acids. The record is from RefSeq and is a predicted model, not a curated record. Gene Ontology annotation, cellular component: mitochondrial small ribosomal subunit. Gene Ontology annotation, biological process: positive regulation of translational fidelity. The transcript has 2 exons. Gene Ontology annotation, molecular function: structural constituent of ribosome; rRNA binding. Lineage: Eukaryota; Fungi; Mucoromycota; Mucoromycetes; Mucorales; Lichtheimiaceae.